This is a messenger RNA of Durotheca rogersii, 830 nucleotides long. RefSeq lists its product as uncharacterized. Lineage: Eukaryota; Fungi; Ascomycota; Sordariomycetes; Xylariales; Xylariaceae. The coding region runs from base 115 to 543 and encodes 142 amino acids. Gene Ontology annotation, cellular component: plasma membrane. The transcript is spliced from 2 exons. The record is from RefSeq and is a predicted model, not a curated record.
ACAAAGCACCCUACAAUCCCCAACGACGACCCAUUUUACAAGUAUGCUGGGUGCUGGUCCGAGGCCUUUUCAUAUCCGCCGGAUUUCUCCCACACGCUUGCCAACGGUGCCAACAUGAUAGCACGAAACGCCUUGACGGUACCGAUGUGCCUGAACUUCUGCUACACGGCCCGGCGGCUCAACGGGAGCAGCCGCGGGUUCCGGUACGCGGGGGUAGAGUGGUCGCACGAGUGCUGGUGCUCGGACGAGCUGUCGCACAGCAGCAUCAGCCUGGCGGACUCGGCGUGUCAGCACCCGUGCGAGGGCGACAACCGCACCGCGUGCGGCGGGCCGCUCGCGCUCUCGGUCUACAACCUCACCCAGAACACGCCGCAGGAGCCAUCGGACCCCAAGAAUAGCACCCACAGCGGCGAUGGCAAAGGCAGCAAAGGCAGUCAAGGCGGCAAGGGCCCCGACUUUUCCUCCGAUGCCGUCCUCCAGGGCAUCAACACCUUCCUCCUCCUGCUGAACCUUAUCUUCAUAACCCUCUUCUGGUGUCUAUAGGUCAGGCGAACCUAGACGGAAGAGGGGGCGGCGAAAGGGGGGGAUGCACCUCACGGAGCACUUCCCCUUUCCUUUUCCUUCUAAGAGUUAGUGUCUUUCUUUCUGUCUCUACGUACUCCUUCACCACCGUGACGGAGGCGCGGGGGCGCCGGCGGCUACAGCGUGUUCUUCCUCUCUCUUCCCUCCUUUCUCUCUGGGCGUACGGGCUGUGGAGGGGAGUUUGACAAUGGGAUAGACGUGCACGCGCGCAGACGGAGAGGGGCUGGACACGUUUCACGGGAGGGAGG